AAGUGACAAAAUUAGAGACCACAGGGCGAAAAGCGUGGUUUGUGCCUAAACCGUUUAUUCAACUCAGCUCUCACCUAGGCAGAAAACUUUUAGCUGUACUACUACUCUAUCACUGUGUCUGUGUCGACACUGGAAAAGCUCCGUCCGGCGGAGAUGGUGAGGUCUUUUAUCGUCCCGCCUUUGCGUCGCGUCCCAUAUUAGUUCUGUACACUCAUAUUUGUGGUCGGAGUUUCCUUAGCCGCACAUAUAGAACCUUACCGCUCAUAGGGUUAGAGAUUAUCGUCCGCCGUAACAUCUCGAAUCCACUUUGGGGACACGUGAUAGGCAGCCGGAUGAGCUUCUUCUCACUGGUUACAACUGUAUAUUAGGCUGUGGAUCUUUUUACAGAGGGGAGAUAUUUGAUUGUUCUUCUGCAGUGGUCGUGUCAGCUUGUAGACGGCAAAAAUGAACAUCCCCCAAAGUCAUAUUUCUCCGGCAGAAACCCCACAAGAUUUGGGAAUUGAGGCAACGGCGAAUAGACCUCCAGAAACCAUUGAAAGCACGGGGAGUUUCUCCAUCACAUCCCCAUCCCCGGAGGAAAAGAUGCUCCGGCUAACAAAGAUGUUGGCGAGUGAUGAGAUUGUUUCUUCAAAUGGGAAGCUAGCAAACGCUAAAUGGCCUCCCGAAAAUGAGCGUGAAUUUUUAAAUCUUUUGUUCGACAAAUUUAUGAAACGUAACUUUGUCACCGGUAAGUGCACCAUCAAGCCAUGGUUGAGAAUUCACGACCCAGCUUAUGAUAUCAAACCGCUGCUUAGUAGGAUGCGUUGUUUGGAAGCCCUGUGGAGUAGGUUUCACACAAUGCUUACAAAAGAAACUGGGUAUAGUUUGGAUGCUUCUCGGGGUAUGAUCACACGGAGCUAUCGGAGGCGUUGGAUUCAGUUGAGCUUUCUCCAACUUUGCACCUUAUCAGCUGCUUGCCUUUUUUGUUCUUGGGGAGACCAACUUGAAGAACCGAUUAGUCCGGAAUUAUUUUCUGAGCCAGAUGAUGAUCUAAUGACGAGCCCUCAAUCGCAAAGAAGGCGUGGUUGGUCCAAUUGGCGCCGUAUAGAGACAAAAUCUAUUUUCAACACGACCAUGCAUUCCUUGAUGGAAUUGACUCAUACAACGAAGAAAAAAGUCGAGGAACUAUACGGCACAGAAUCUACUUUUGGCGAGGCCAUGCAUCUUUGGAUGGAAUUAAUUCACACAAUAAAGAAAAAAUUCGAGGAACAUGAACGUACACUUUUAGCAACAAUGAAACAAGCUUUGAGCCUGCUUCAAGCAAUGCCCGAUUUGUCCGAUAGUGUUUUCAAAAUAGCUUUAAAGAAUCUUCACGAUCCGAUGUCCUGUGAGAUGUUUACGUUGAUGAAAAAUGAUGCAAAACGUCGGCUACUUCUUGAGGUGUGGGUGGAGGACAGCUUGGCUAAUGAUUGAAGCUUCAUUCAGAAUUGGAAAAAAUAUUACUCAAUAUAGUAAACACUUUAGGCGGGAAACCAAAUGUUUUUUUUUUUUUUU
Messenger RNA from Striga asiatica, 1533 nucleotides. The record is from the annotation of a GenBank genome assembly. Lineage: Eukaryota; Viridiplantae; Streptophyta; Magnoliopsida; Lamiales; Orobanchaceae.